This is a messenger RNA of Pogona vitticeps (central bearded dragon), 938 nucleotides long. NCBI's taxonomy places the organism in Eukaryota, Metazoa, Chordata, Lepidosauria, Squamata, Agamidae. The record is from RefSeq and is a predicted model, not a curated record.
AUGUUGGAUUUGUUUUAUUUUGUUCCAGACUCCCAGGCUCUGAAGGAGAACGCGAAAUCACCUUCGCCCACGGCCCUGCCUUCUCUGCCCACCACGGAGUCCCCUAAGCCAGCCCGGCCCCGCCGUCCACGGCCCCCCGCCGUCCUGCCCUCGGACCGCCCCUAUCAGUGUAAAGACUGCGGCAAGCGCUUCGUCUACCGCUCCAAGCUGGCCACCCACCAAUGGACCCACUGCGCCGAGCGCCCCUACAAAUGCCCCGAUUGCCCAAAGAGCUUCAGUUACCCAUCCAAGCUGGCGGCCCACCGCCGCACCCACACCGGGGAGCGCCCGUACCCCUGCACCUUGUGCCCCAAGCGCUUCGGACACCGCUCCAAGCUGGCCGCCCACCAGUGGAUCCAUACCCCGGAGCGCCCUUACAAAUGCGCCGAUUGCCCCAAGAGUUUCUGCUACCCGUCCAAGCUGGCGGCCCACCGCCGAACGCACACGGGGCAACGGCCCUACCCUUGCAACCGCUGCGGGAAGAGCUUUUGCUACCCGUCCAAGCUGGCGGCCCACCAGCAGAUCCACGCGGCGGCGGCAGCCGGGCGGCCCUACCCGUGCAUGCGCUGCAGCAAAAGCUUCCGCCAGCUCCGCAACCUCACGCUGCACCAGCGGGUCCACGAAGAUGGGGAAGUGGGGGAUGACUUAUCCCAAACCAAGGGUCACAGCAAUGGAGAGAGGCCCUAGGGGCCAGCGCUUAAGAACCCCGAUAACAUUGGGGGCAAAGGGAGGAAGUCGAUUCAUUGGGAUGCUCGGUGGAUCAUUGUAAAUAGUCAAGUAUGUUAGUCAGGGAGGGAGGGAGGCGGCUUUGGGAGUUACGCAGACCUGCCCUUCAAUGCCCUGUCACUUCUCAGUCUGCAAGGUUAAAGGUCCUAUCACUCCCCCCACUCCACUGUGCC